Phragmites australis (common reed) is the source of this 1773-nucleotide messenger RNA. Its product is annotated as cyclic dof factor 1-like. The transcript has 2 exons. Gene Ontology annotation, molecular function: DNA binding; DNA-binding transcription factor activity. The record is from RefSeq and is a predicted model, not a curated record. Lineage: Eukaryota; Viridiplantae; Streptophyta; Magnoliopsida; Poales; Poaceae. Gene Ontology annotation, biological process: regulation of DNA-templated transcription. The coding region runs from base 286 to 1536 and encodes 416 amino acids.
GCCACAAAUCAAGCUUGUGGCUCUCGACCACCCUCCCCUUGCCUACGUGCCCUCCUCCUCCUCCUCCUUAAAACCAUCCCCAAUCCCGUUGGGAGCGAGCCCAACAGAUCGAUCAGAGAUAAAAUCUCAUAGCAUCGACCGUCCCUACCGCCGCAUGCUUCUUGUUCUCUGCAGCUACGAUGCGAUAGAAUAAUAGUGCUCUGAGAAGAAAAAAAAUCCAAGAACGCAAGGUAGAAGAAGCCAAGAAACUGAGUAGCUUGGUGUGGUGAGUGAUAGGACGGAGAGAUGGCGGAGUGCAGAGGAGGCGGCGGAGGAGACUGCUUGAUUAAGCUGUUCGGGAAGACCAUCCCUGUGCCGGAGGCCGGCGGCGACGUUGCUAAGGACCUUAAACAAAGUGGCAGCAGCACGACUGAACUGAAAGCACAAGAAAACAUCCUUCAGGAAUCCACAGGAUCACCUUCACAGCUGGAGGUCGCAGACACCGAAGAUUCAUCAGCAGACCAAGAACAGCAGCAGCAGGGUGAGACGGCCAACCAGAAGGAAAAGCUGAAGAAGCCUGACAAGAUCCUGCCGUGCCCCCGGUGCAACAGCAUGGACACCAAGUUCUGCUACUACAACAACUACAACAUCAACCAGCCACGCCACUUCUGCAAGAACUGCCAGAGGUACUGGACGGCUGGUGGUGCCAUGCGUAACGUGCCUGUGGGUGCAGGCCGCCGCAAGAGCAAGAGCGCAUCGGCCGCUUCCCAAUUCCUUCAGAGGGUUAGGGCUGCUCUGCCGGUCGAUCCUCUCUGUGCUUCAGUCAAGACUAAUGGCACGGUGCUCAGCUUCGGCUCCGAUAUGUCCACCUUAGAUCUCAAAGAACAAAUGAAUCACCUAAAGGAGAAACUCGUCCCAAUAACACGCAUCAAAAGAACUGAUGACCCAUCAGUUGGUUCUUGUACUGAAGGAUCUUCAAAGGGAGAAGAGUCAAAGCAAAUGGACCAAAAGGAUAAAGUUACGGCAGACAAAUCUGCAAAUGUUCUGCAGCAUCCAUUCAUGAACGGGGUAACCAUGUGGCCAUUCAGUUGUGCACCACCGCCUACCUGUUACUCCUCAGGCAUCGCAAUGCCGUUCUACCCAGCAGCUGCUGCUUACUGGGGCUGCAUGGUUCCAGGAGCCUGGAACACCCCAUGGCCGCCUCACUCCCAGUCGGAGUCUGCUUCGUCGCCUAACUCUGCUUCUCCAGCAUCCACGAUGUCAAAUUGCUUUACACCAGGAAAGCACCCUAGAGAUGGUGAUGAAGAAGAUACCAAAAGAAAUGGCAAGGUGUGGGUGCCGAAGACAAUCCGGAUUGAUGACGCAGAUGAGGUGGCAAGGAGUUCUAUCUUGUCGCUAAUUGGAAUCAGUGGUGAUAAGAAAGAUGGCAGAGGGUGUAAGCUUGCAAGUGUUUUUGAGCAGAAGGAAGAGGCAAAGAUGGCAAUCAAUGGCUUGCCAUUCUUGCGAGGGAACCCAGCUGCGCUCUCGCGGUCGCUGACCUUCCAGGAGGGAUCUUGAGCAUCAUCUUAACAUCAAUGCUACAAAAACCAUUUAGCGUGGUACAGCUGAAAUUGUACAUUAGAGGAUUGUAAACUAGGUAUGGGCAAUGGACUGUAUAACAUAGCUCAUAGCUGCAAGAGGACCUUGUAACUAUAACAGAUAUUUGUAGAUGGCUAUUUGGGUUGGGGAAGGAUAAGGAGAGGAAGUUCCCUUAUUUGUUGAUAAAUAAUAUAAUGAUUAGAAUAUUUGGUUAAA